AUGGCUGAUGCUGCUGAGCAAGAAGAAAGUUUCCUCCACGUUCCGUCAAAUGCAGAAGUGCUAACGUUUGAGAACCUUGAGGUUGCCUUUGGGCCUGUAGGGCUGCGUCACCCAGUUGACGGAACCCUUUAUUGGGACCUAGCAUAUGUGUUUGACGAGUACACCAAAGCUGGAGACACAGUGAAGAGCACGAAGCAUGUCAAAAGGCUGCAGGAGAUUUGCAACUUGGAGCCUGAGCUCAGCAAGAAAGACCUGCACUGUCGCGGCCCUGCUUGCAGGACGUCUAUGGCGAAUGUCAAUUGCGCAUCCACACUGCUCAUGUUGUUUUUCCUGAAAGAAGUUAUUGACAAAAGCUCUAUAACCACCAAAUUCAAUUGGGCCGUUCGCAAGAUCCAGAAGCUUGUUAUGCAAUGUGUUGCUUUGGCGUACAAUGCUGGUCAUGCAGUAAACAUCACAAUGCAAAAUGGUCAUUUUUUCAUCUUGAACCCCAGCGGGAUGGUUUCUGGCCUGGCGGAAUUUUUGCGCUCCCUUCAUCAGUCAAUUGCGUCUUCCUGGCAACAAUCAUGGACUGCCAUGUUUGCGGAUGAGAAACUAUCCGUGGAUUGGAGCGAGGAGGUGCCCCUCAUGGACUUGGUCCUCUUUGCUCUCACUGUGGUGAAGUUUAGGCGUUCCAAAAACAAGUUGGCUUGGGCUGGCCGCAACCGGUCAACUUUGCGGCUGGUUCAAUUGGGACUGCUUGCUUUUCUUCAUCAGGGCAUGGCUGACAGUUUGAGAGCACAUGUGCAGGACAACAAUGUCUAUGAGGGUCAGGUGCCUUCCCGUCGAAUUUCGCGAGACAGGAAUGCAGCUGGCCCAGUCUCUCGCGUCAAAAUGUCCGUCCAUGAAAUCUGGCAGUUCAUAGAAGAUGCUCGCAACGCGAAUGUUUCCAUGAGGAAGUUGGCAAAAAUUCGUGCUCGGGAUCGCCAGGGAGGCAUCAAGCCAGGAAGUGUGGAUCAAUGGAUAUGCAAACUGUUGACCAUGUACAAAGAAGACAGCCGUCUAUCCUUGUUGGGCGCAAAGCAAAUUUGUUUGGUCACUGAUGCGUCGCAUCAUUCCUCGAGGGACUGGUUGAUCAGCCUUGUCUAUGACCCUUUCACAGGGAAUGGGGCUUUUGCCACAGCGCAGUAUGUGAGCUCGUCCAAAAUUCUGCGCAUUGGGGAAUUUGAGCUCACUGCUGAAGUGGAGAUGGUGGCUGCCCGCAGAGACCAUGAGCGCUUGAGCACCCUCAGGUUUCUUCAGGGCCUUUCCAGCCAGUGUCAAAAAAUUUCCGGCCUGACCCUUGCAGACUUUACCCCAACCCCUGCGCUGCUGCAAGCUCUCCGGCCCUUGCCGGCCGGAGGGCAAAGGUGGUUUGAGGGCACCGUUUUGCAUUUCACGACUGCUGCGGGAGCAGAAGCUUCGUCAUUUGACUUCGACCUGAACGUGCUGCAAGACGUUCCGAUGCUCCACAUCCUCAUGGAUCAAGGCUCUGUCGGGUGUGCCUCGCACGCAUUUACACAGCAUGAGGGGCUGUUGGUACACUAUUCGUAUGAUUGGAUCCACCGCCUGCACCGGGACAUCAAGGGCCCACUGAGUGGCGAAUUAGAAGCGGCGGUAGCCACCGGGGCGUACAUCUGGUCUGUGAACUACAAACCCUUCAACUCAGGCGCAUUUUUCGCUGAGAAGAAAGAUGCCCUGGGGGCUUUCAUGGAGAACAACAGUCCAGACUCUCAGAUUUUUCAGAAAUACAAGCACAGGGUAGCCUGGGAGUUUGGCAUGCCCGACGCUUCUGAUCAAGAGGUAUGGGACGCCCUGCCACUGAAAAUGGCUUCCUACUCGAACAAGCUUGGGCUGGUCAAAAGUGGCCGUUGGUUCUCUCUAAAUGAGCAAGGGCACUUGCAAAUGCAAGAGUUCACCGCAAGCCGCAUGGUACUUGAAUACUACUUGCAGCCUGAAGAAAGCCCUGAUGAUGCAAGCCAACGAGAACUCAACUUUGGCAAUUUGUCUGGCCUUAAGUUGGCAUACGCUGGGCAUUCCUGGAGGACGUUUGAGAACCUGUCAAUUGUAUUGAAUCUGCAAUUGCCGUUGUGGGACUAUUAUUCUGACACCCUUCACUUUGUCAAGUCAGCUCAGCAGGGUUUGGAACACCUGCAGAGUCUGGGGGAAGCCUGGGAAAAACAUUGGACGCUGCAUGGCUUGGCCCAGAUCAUGGCAUCCGAGGAAACCUGGCGUGGCAUCGUUCAGUGGUCGGAAGAGCCUAACCGCCUUGCAGACAGAACCCUCACAUAUGGCAUGGAAGUCUUGGCCAAACGUUGCGCGUCUUUGAGUAAGUUGGGCUCUCCGCCAGAAUUUUACGCUGGCCUUCUGUCAACAAAUCCUGCAAGCCAAACCCAGGGCCUCCAGCGUUUGCGAAGUGACUUCAAGCUGCUUUUACGGUUGGAAAGCAGUGCUGUUCCAGGAGGCCCCAGCCUUGCCGCUGACUUGAGGCUCACGCAUGAUCUGUGUGUUCGGUUUACCGCCUUUAUCUUUCAGGCUUCUGGAUGGCAAGCAGACAACCCAACUGGCCUAUCCUUUCUCAGAGUGCUGCUUUCAAACUUUGCAGAUUCCAAGAUUGUUGAAGACUCGCAUCAACACUUGCGGGAUGCAACUGGGAGCAAGGCCAACAAACAGCUCAAGGGUAGCACUGUUCAGCAGGUGCUCAUGGACAGCAAUGUGCUGGAAGAGCGAAACAUCGCACACCCUGCGAAAACCACGAAGCAAAAAUUCCUGUCGCUUUGGCACCGGAUCAAACCUGCCUUCAAAGCAUCGGAGGAGUUUGUGGCAGCGCGCCACAAACUGGAUAAAAGCUGGUCGAAGGUUAUUGGCCCAAAGACCUGGAGCACUGUGUCAGAAGUUGCCCUGGUGACCUCAGCGGCUGGGUGGGCCUACCUUCGGCACUAUGCUUCUGAAAACAUUGCUGGUGGUGGUGUCAAGCUGCAAGACGGGCAGCGAGCAGUUUUCGCUCGCUGUGGUCAGGUCAUUGCUGAGCUUGAAAACAUGGAGGAGGUGUUCUUGGUCUUGGACACUUUCAAGUGGGCUGUGAUGGUGUGGCCUUUGAAGGAAGUGGCAGAUGAUGUAGGCCAGGGCUGUCGUGGGUGGCAGCUGGAUGCGCGCGACAGCGCGCAAUGCUCCUGGAAGUUUCUGCACUCACCACGCGCAUGGGUUGCUUGGUCUACUGAAAAGUGUUGGCAGGAUUCUGUGGGCCCUUUGCUUCGAGCGUCAGGGCCUGAAGAGCCUUUUGUGCAAAACAGUUUGCGAAACGCGUCUCAGUUUUCAUUUGCUGAGCUGGUCAUGUUGGCAGAGUACUUUGAGAUUCCUCGUCCAAACAGACACGCCCGAUCUGAGCUCUUGCGUUUGCUGUGCAACCAUUUCAGCGUGGACUUUGCAGACGAAGUCUUGGAGCUAACCGUGUUGGACAACAGGCUGAAGUGGGGCCAGAAGGUGCUGGGCCUUCAGCAGUUGAAGGCAACAAUGCAGCGGGGUCAGAAGGCAACCAUGCAGUGGGGUCAGAAGGAGUUGCGCCUCCAGCAGUUGAAGAUGCAGCGGGAGUUGAAGGCAACCGUGCAGCGGGGCAACCACGCAGCGGGGUCAGAAGGAGCUGACCCAUCAGCAGUUCAAGGCAACCAGGGUGCCAGUGCUCCUAGUGUGUCGCAAGGAGCGGGCCGGGCAGGCGGCCCCCAUGUCCAUGCGACUCCCGUCAUCCUCGCGAAACUGAAUCCGCCAACAGGGUACAAGUUGCGCUUGAGUUUUAACGAUCACCGCUUCAAGGUGGACAUCGUGGCAGAGCUUGAGCAACAACGUUGCGGUCGGAAGAGUUACUCGAGGAGUUUCGCAGCAAUGAAAGGGUCCUGGAAAGACGUGCUGGCCGAGACUCACAGGUGGAUGUGGAGCAAGUGGUUAGAGUCGCCUUUAGCGGACGGGCACGAUGCUGCCUCUCGCCAAGUCCCUGGUGACAUUGCCAAGGAGGUUCUGGAUGCCCUGUCACCUGUGAUUGCUGACAUGCGCAGGACAGCAGCCGCAAGUCCAGAGCUGCGUGCCGACCUGCAGCCUGAGCAGCAUAACUUGGCUGCUCCAGCAGUGGCGCUUGCUGCUCCGGAGCUUCCUCAGCUGACCUUUGCAGAUCCAGUUGUCGCCCCUGCCCCCCAGAGCAGGAGCACGCCUACCCUCCAAACAUUCCUGACAGAGGACGUAGAGAACAUCUUUCUGCAAACAAAGUCUUUGGGCCUGUUCGACUUCCUGCCCUUUUCUGACUUCACUAGGAGUGGCGCAGAGGACAGCCCCAACAUUGCGCAAACGAUCCAGGACUUCAUUUGCCACGCUGUCAACUCUGAAGCUGGAGUGUGUUCCAGCUGGCAUGCCCUCAUUGGUCUCGCCGUUCCAAUGUUGAAGAACAAGUCCAUUGCAACUCAGCUGCUAGCCCUUAUUGGACGAGCUUACAGCAAUCGGACCCGUGAGUCCACUGAUGUGGGCCCUCAUAAAUUUCCGGGGCUGCUAGACUACGUUGAAUUUUGCUCUGGGAUGGGCAAUUUGUCGCGACAGCUGAUUCAUCAUGGCCUCCGUGGCUGCAGCCUAGACAUCCUGUACAGCAGCGACCAUGAUAUGCUCAGCAAGAGUGGACUUCGCCUAUUUCUGGAAGCAGCCACCUGUUGCAAAGCAAAGGCGUUGCACUGGUGGGGCACGAAGUGCUCCAGUUUUGUAACCUUAUGCGUGAGCAAAUCGUUACGUGCGGAGGCGAAUCAUUGGGAAGGUGAUGUCACCAGGCCUUUUGUUUUUCAAGGCAAUUGUCAGGCGCUUGUCACAUCGCUUGGGAUUUUCCUUGGAGUGAUGGCUGGAUGUUUACCUGUCCUGGAGCAGCCGCAAACUUCCUCCAUGCCACUGCAGCGUUCCUUGCAAUGUGUGCUUCACUUCUUCAAUUUCCAGCAGACCAAAACAUAUGGAGGUUGCUUCGGAACUGCCAGCAUGAAACCGCUGCAGCUCUGGCACCUUCCCUUGACAUUUGAAAGUCUGCAGCGCGCAAGGCCCAGUUCUGAUUUGUUUGAGCCCUUGGCUGUUAGAUCCGAGUCAGGAGCCUUCACGGGUGACAAGGAAGUGACCCAAGCGAGUGAGCACUACACACUUGCUUUUGGCGCAGCUGUGGCAGAGAUUUUCAUGACAAUCCGGUCAUGA
Molecule: messenger RNA, 5223 nt
Organism: Symbiodinium natans
Lineage: Eukaryota; Dinophyceae; Suessiales; Symbiodiniaceae
Source: the annotation of a GenBank genome assembly